AUGCUCCCUGUGUUGCAGUGCGUGUCCGUGGACAGCUCCAUCACCAAGCACCCAGACUACGGCUCCCCUCUACGCGCCAGCUCUGAAGCCAUCAACGACCACGUGACAGCGACCCUCGCCAAGCCGCCGCCGUCCGACAUGACGCUGACGUCAUCGUCGCUCGGCUACGGUCGCUACAACAUGUCGUCGGCAGACACGGUCGGCGCGUCGUCCGACAACUCCGCCGACACGAAGACCAGCCGCUCGGCGCUGCUGCAGCCGAGUUCGUACCGCGCGCCACCUGGCGACGGAAUCGCGCGGGUAUACUGCAAUCCGCCGCCGCCGGUAGAAGGCGCGCCGCAGCCGAUAGAGGGCGCGGUACCGCAGCCGACGACCGAUGGUGGUGGUGGUCGGCAGAAGGAGUCGUCGGCCUUCGUGCGCAAGAUCAAAAAGGCGUCGGUGACGUUGAAGUCGCUGCAUCAUAUGUACCGCGACUACCUGCAGAAGGAGAGAGAAGAGGCGUACGCGCGACGCCAGCGCCACCCCGCCGACGAACCGACGCCGCCGCCGACCGACGUCGCUGCUCCGCCGCCGCCGACGAAGACGACGAAAACGUCGAAAUCAAAAGAGCGUCGGCCGAAGCAAGAGCACCGCAGCAAACGCAGUCAUCAUCAUCAUCAACAUCAACAUCAUCAUCAUCACCGGAGACCCCGCGAUCGCUCGGGAGAUCGAAGAUCGGGUUCCUCUUCCACCGCGGCGCCUCCCGCUCCUUACCAGGGUCCUCCCUCGGCCACGCACCGCCCCCACGGCCACCACCACCACGCGAGACACACCGAGAAGGCGAGAGCCUGGGAGAGCGACUUCACGCAGCAUUCGCGUUCGAUUCCCACGAUUGUUUCAAGACCGGAGGUUCACCAACCGCUCUACAGUCACUCUGAGUACCGGUUUAUGCCGCCGCACGGCGCUCUGCACAUGUGA
This is a messenger RNA of Priapulus caudatus, 957 nucleotides long. RefSeq names its product death-associated protein kinase related-like. The record is from RefSeq and is a predicted model, not a curated record. The coding region runs from base 1 to 957 and encodes 318 amino acids. The transcript has a single exon. NCBI's taxonomy places the organism in Eukaryota, Metazoa, Priapulida, Priapulimorpha, Priapulimorphida, Priapulidae.